UUCACUCUUAUUCCUAGCAGAACUAGUUUUGCCAAUAGUUUUAAGGUUGAAAGUGUUAAAGUGUGGCUUUGUUACGAACAGGUUUCCGAAACCAAAAACGUAGAAAUAGUUCUUGCGGUUGUUUUGUUGUUAUACAUCUAGUCAUUGUCUUCCGGUUUUCUGUACCGGCACGGAUUUCUAUGGCCACACAAAGGCAAAGCAUGACCGACAUUCUUCCUCCGUUUGUCACCGAAAUCGAUAUCAAUGAAAUUGAACGGAUUGGGAUGGUUGGCAAAGGUUCAUUCGGGACCGUGAUCAAGGGUAAAUGGAAUAGUAAUUUUGUCGCUGUUAAAUACAUUGAAGUCGAGUCGGAACGCAACGCAUUUAUCACGGAGGUUUGUCAGCUAUCACGGGUAUUUCAUCCAAACAUAAUCGGUCUGUACGGAGCAUGCACGAAACGGCCGAACGUUUGCCUGGUCAUGGAAUAUGCCGAUGGAGGUUCACUGCACUCGGCAUUGCAUUGUAGGCCAAAGCCGUUCUACACUGCGGCGCAUGCCAUGAGUUGGGCUAGACAAUGCGCGGAGGGCGUCGCAUAUUUGCAUGAUAUGAGACCUAAAGCCAUGAUUCAUCGGGACCUAAAGCCACCUAAUUUGCUGCUCGUUAGAAAUGGAACCGUGCUGAAAAUUUGCGAUUUUGGCACCGUAACAGACAAAUCUACCAUGAUGACUAACAACAAAGGUAGUGCUGCCUGGAUGGCACCGGAAGUUUUUGAGGGCUCAACCUAUACCGAGAAAUGUGAUGUCUUUAGCUGGGGAAUUAUCCUGUGGGAAGUGAUCGCUCGAGAACAGCCUUUCAAGAACAUAGAAAAUUCCUACGCAAUUAUGUGGCGUGUGCACCAAGGCAGUCGGCCGCGGGUCAUUGAGAAUUGUCCCAAACCGAUCGAAAGGCUGAUGACCAACUGCUGGAAUCAAGAUCCCGCGGAUCGGCCGCCCAUGCAGGUGGUCGCGAACAUCAUGAACCAGUUGUGCAAGUUUUUCCCAGGGGAAAACGAACCAAUUGUUUAUCCAACACACGCUAACGUCGAUGAUGAAGAUCAAUCCUACAUGCGGAACGACAGCACCCUAGACACGAACCAGUAUGGCGCCACGUCAAGCUUCGGUUCAACUUUUUAUGGCAAAGGACACAGUACGGUAACAUCGAAAAGCACUAUCAAUACUAACACAAAGCCUCCCGUGAGUGGCGGUAGCAUCGUCAGUACGGGCAGCAUACCUCGCGCUUCCGGUUACCGUCACAACGAUUAUCGCACCGCUGCUGCUGGUCGCAACGCAUACACUCGGACGUCAGAUUACGGCCGUUAUCAGAUAAAAAAUGAUGCUAUCGUCAACAGCAGUGGUGGUCACUAUGCCAAAAGUAAUCGACCGGGUACCGGUUACGGGAGUCCUGACUUUACCUAUCAUAACACAGCGGCCAGAAGGAAUCGGCCGAAGUCACCGCCGCCGCAGGUUUCACUGUCACCGACGUCUCCCAAAAGCAUUACGCCAUCGGCAGGCCACUCGCAUAGUCCGCUCAGUGUAGUAAUUGAUCCGUCUAUGACGUGGAAAACAAUUGACACUGAAGAACCUCUACGGGAUUUAGCUGACAAUUCAUCGAACAACCAAGGUACGGAGAGACUGGUCGUUACCAGACGCAACAAUGGACCAAUCGAUAGCAACCUGCCAUGCGCAACGGCGACGUCCGGUGCGCUAGCCUCCAGUAAGCUAACCUCCAGUGGCGCCGCCGGUAACUUCACCACUAGUCACAUCACCACCGCCAACAGCCAGAGCAGCAACCAACCGGGUGGCGUCGGUGGCAUCGACGCGGUGAACACUAGUAGUACUUCGGAAAGUUUCACCACCAAUGCCACCGAGACCGCUCUUGAUUAUAAAUCACUCAACAGUAUUCUGGAUGACAACCUGCGACCGCUGACACCAAUUCCAGGCAAUCCACGGUCCGAGCAGAUUCACAACGAGCAUAAGCAGCUUGUGAAGAAAUAUUUUGAGUACCAAACACAAAUUGUUACCGAACAAGCUCAUAGUGAUAGUUUACAAAUGAAUAUGCCACCUGAAGAGUUACGGUUCAAGAAGGCAUACUUGAAGCAACUAGACGAAAAGGACGCAUUGCUCAAAUUUAAAGCCAGCCUUCGAAAGCAGCUGGACGAACGAAACCGAGGAGCCUAUCGAACCCAGUUGCAUACCAUCGGUACCCCUCAUCUGCAGCAAAACCAACACCAACAGUCAGCACCCCCACCCCCACCCGGUGGCAGUUAUCCUCAGGCAGGUCUCCAGAGGCAAGACUCUGCCACCGGGGCAGAUUGGGUAAUAAUAGAAGCGGACAAUGCUGCCACUAGUAAUCAGCAUCCGAGCUAGGCCGUUCUAAAGCGACGGUUGUGACGAAUCGUUCGGUACAGUACGGACAAUAAUACCUGCUAGGCGAGUACUCUUACAGUGCGGUGCGGCGUGCAAUCCAAGUGCCAAAAAAUUGUGCAGUGCAAAGGACUUUUCCUUACCUUGUUGUGUGAUCAAAUGUGUUUGAAAAACGCUACAUAUUUAUAUAUACUGAAUCAUCAGUAACGAUACCAUUUGCGUAGAUUUAAG
Messenger RNA from Sabethes cyaneus, 2612 nucleotides. RefSeq names its product mitogen-activated protein kinase kinase kinase 7 (gene Tak1). Bases 180 to 2384 code for a protein of 734 amino acids. Gene Ontology annotation, biological process: positive regulation of canonical NF-kappaB signal transduction; protein phosphorylation; JNK cascade. The record is from RefSeq and is a predicted model, not a curated record. Gene Ontology annotation, molecular function: ATP binding; MAP kinase kinase kinase activity; magnesium ion binding. Lineage: Eukaryota; Metazoa; Arthropoda; Insecta; Diptera; Culicidae. The transcript has 8 exons.